GAUAAGAAGGUUCUUGAAAGAAAAGGGGCGAAAUCAAAAGCGAAAGAAACGGAGAAGGUCAAUGGCAGAGUCUGUGGGUGUGGCUGGGUUCGGUGUUUCAGGCUCAUUCUCUCUUACUAGGCCCACAAUCUUUUCUCGAUCUUCCAAUAAUAUCUCUCUCUUUCGCUCUCAAUCUCAUUUCCCUGCUGCUGCAUUCGGUUCCUUGACACGUUCCAACCCACACGUGCACGCCGCUGUCACUUCCGACUCCAAGGCCGCUACUUCGCUUGACCUAACUCAACCCGAUCUCGAUAAUAGCGGCGGCGGUGCCAACGGUAACGGCGGCGGCGGUGGAGGUGGAGGUGGAGGUGGAGGAGAAGGAGGAGGUGAUAAUAGCAAGGGCGAGGAAGGAUCUGACGGUGACAAGAGGAAAAUGGCUCUGUUAAUGUCUCAGAAAUUCACUCUAGCUUAUGCUGCACUCGUCGGAGUGGGUGGUGUAAUGGGUUAUCUCAAGAGUGGCAGCAACAAGUCACUUUUGGCUGGGGGUUUGUCUGCAUCACUGCUGUAUUAUGUUUAUACUGAGCUACCUGGAAGCCCUGUUUUCGCAUCAUCUGUUGGCCUUGGCAUAUCUGCUGCACUUCUUGGGGUGAUGGGUUCUCGUUUCAAGAAAUCAGGAAAGGUCUUUCCAGCAGGUGUUGUGUCACUUGUGUCCCUCAUAAUGACUGGUGGUUACUUGCAUGGAAUUAUGCGUAGUGCGCACUAAGUAACGAAGGUGGGAUUGUAGGAUAGCAUCCUGUAAACUUCGCUGAAUGCAAUCUCCUCCUACUGUUAUGAAGCUUGUGUUUUUGUCUUUUAGACUCAUGGUGCUUAUGUUGGUCAUACAUGUAGACUUUCGUUGUUAAAUAAGGACACCAUCGGAUUGCGUUCGACCACUGUUUACAGGCAUUAUUGUUAGUUGUUCUUCUCGACUUCUAUAGUAUGCAAUGUUCUGCGAAAGUCGUAUUUGAGGAGUUGCAAUUUUUCAAUAGUUACUGCAGCAAUGCAAGGAAAAAGUGAGAGAAAUAUAAUAAGAGAAACCUGGACCAAUUCUUUCUUUUAUUUUACUUUUUUGGUUUAUUUCUCUCUCACUGCAUUGUUGCAAGUUUGCAAGCUUAAUGCUGUUAAAUAUGAAAUGGAUACCUUUAUUAUGCCAA
Glycine soja is the source of this 1172-nucleotide messenger RNA. Its product is annotated as protein FATTY ACID EXPORT 2, chloroplastic-like. The coding region runs from base 62 to 742 and encodes 226 amino acids. The record is from RefSeq and is a predicted model, not a curated record. The transcript has 3 exons. Gene Ontology annotation, cellular component: membrane. Lineage: Eukaryota; Viridiplantae; Streptophyta; Magnoliopsida; Fabales; Fabaceae.